CAAGUUAGAUUUAGCGCGAGGUAGAGUUUACGCUUCGCUGGUUCGCGUGGGGGUAGUUGUCUGGGGUUUGCUUCUCCACUUCUUCAUUUAUAUUGUUGCUGUUCUGCUUCGCGCGAAUUACAGUAGUCGAUACUUCUCUGCCACCUCCUCCGACUUUAUUCCUGCUGGGUCGGAAGUCGCGCAGGGAGAUCGCCCCGAAGCCGUUGCAUUCGAGGUCAUCCUACAUCUACAUACUGGAAAGAGGGGAACAGAGGUUCAAAUUAAUUGAUCAAAAUGUCAAUGGCAAUGGAGUUCUGCCCUAACUGUGCUAUAUUAUUGGAGCUUGAAGCUGCAAGUGGUAACCGCAAAACCAGAUUUUUCUGCCCUGCUUGUCCGUAUGUCUGUCCAAUCAAUGUCAAGAUAGUCCGCAAGGGAGUACUAGUAAAUAAAGAGGUCGAGCCCAUCUUUGGAGCAGAUGACAUGAAAUAUGCUCCCAAAACAACAGCAAGUUGCCCGAGGUGUAAUCAUGGAGAGGCAUACUUCAAACAGAUGCAGAUCCGAUCUGCGGAUGAACCAAUGACAUCCUUUUACAAAUGUUGCAAUGAGAGCUGUAAAUUCAACUGGCGUGAGGACUAACUACAAAUAUUUUUCCUGCAGUUAAACUAUAAAUAGACCUUUUUCUUUUCCCUCUUAUCGUGCUUUAACUUCAGUUCCUUAAGGUUUUUUUUUUUGUUUUUAUUGCUUUUGAGGAUAUCAUUAUGUUGCUCGUUUGAAGAAUGAUGAGUUGUAAGUUUGUUCAGAUUAACGGGAAACUUCAAUGCUUGCGAACUAUUUAAACUGUAAUAUUGCAAAUAUUGCAAAAGUUUUUGGAACUAUGGAGAGAGUACUUUUCAAAUGUUA
Dendrobium catenatum is the source of this 879-nucleotide messenger RNA. Its product is annotated as DNA-directed RNA polymerase III subunit RPC10. Gene Ontology annotation, molecular function: DNA-directed RNA polymerase activity; zinc ion binding; nucleic acid binding. Gene Ontology annotation, biological process: DNA-templated transcription; termination of RNA polymerase III transcription. The transcript is spliced from 4 exons. NCBI's taxonomy places the organism in Eukaryota, Viridiplantae, Streptophyta, Magnoliopsida, Asparagales, Orchidaceae. The record is from RefSeq and is a predicted model, not a curated record. Gene Ontology annotation, cellular component: RNA polymerase III complex. The coding region runs from base 274 to 615 and encodes 113 amino acids.